Molecule: messenger RNA, 486 nt
Organism: Ilex paraguariensis (yerba mate)
Lineage: Eukaryota; Viridiplantae; Streptophyta; Magnoliopsida; Aquifoliales; Aquifoliaceae
Source: the annotation of a GenBank genome assembly
AUGGGUUUCUCUGUUGCUGCUUCCUUCGGCAGUCAGCUGGGGAUUUGUUUCUCAGCGGGCUCUCAGUUGCUGUGUUGGUUCUGGGCUUAUGUUCAUUCCUCAUGGUUUUUCAUCAUCUCGCAGUUGCUGUCUCUUGGUUUUCCAGCUUUCCCCCAGCUGAAUUUUCUGGAUCUUCAGCUGGAUUCUCAGCUGGCUUUUGCUGGGUUUAGGAAAAGCAUGGUGAGAGUUGUGGUGAAUGUUGGAAUAUUUGGGUCGCCGGAGUUGGACUCCAGAGAGAAAGGGAGGAGACAAAUCGGCGUAAGAGAUUUUGGGGAUGAGCUGGGCAUGAGAGAUUUUGGAGAUUUUGGGGAUGAGCAGGGAAAGAUUUUGGGGGAUGAGUUUGGAAGGCAGAGGAUGAAAUUGAGAAGGAUUCUGAGAGAGAUUUUAGGGAAGAUAUGGGGGAAUAAGAGGAGACAGGGGCGUCAGUCAAGCAAAAAGCCCUUAUAA